Messenger RNA from Aspergillus alliaceus, 3027 nucleotides. Its product is annotated as putative homeobox and C2H2 transcription factor. Lineage: Eukaryota; Fungi; Ascomycota; Eurotiomycetes; Eurotiales; Aspergillaceae. The transcript has a single exon. Gene Ontology annotation, biological process: regulation of DNA-templated transcription. Gene Ontology annotation, molecular function: DNA binding. The record is from RefSeq and is a predicted model, not a curated record. Bases 326 to 2911 code for a protein of 861 amino acids.
UCCACGCCUUGAGCCAUCGACUCAGGCCAAGGACAGGUAGAACAAUGACCAGGAAAGAUCGAAGGUGCUAGCAUGGUCGGUUUCGGCAUGCUUUUGAUACCCCAGACGAAAAACCGUAUCCUUUUUUCUCAUGCCCCCCAUCCAUCUUCCGCGCCCGCCAUCCACUACUAUCACCCUAUUUGUCCCCCGUCCAUUUUCGUCCCCAGCUACCUGCUUUUAAAUCGGUGCUGCGUCGUUGAGCGCCUUCCAUCCUCACUGGCGUGACUGAAGCACGACGGCCUCUUGUUGACUCGUGACAGAGUGAAGCCGGAGCAUCAGCGUGAGAAUGGAGUUCUUUGAUUUCGAUGGGGCCUCGUAUGGGUCCCAGUCUCAAGUCCGAGAUGACGAUGUGGCUUCGAAUAGCAGGGACUUCGAUGAAAACGAUGAUGCGGUCGCCAACUACGAGUCGCUCUUACUCGACCAGCCUUUGGAAUUUCCCAAUGAUUUGCCGGAACAAGCUGUUCUUGAUGUAAAACAGUCUCCUGGUCCGACCAUGGAGAAUGGUGUUUACCCUAUGGGUCGUUCUAAAGAGCCCUGCGACUUUUGCAGGAACAUGGGUCUGGACUGUUUUGUUGCCAACAGAGGAGUGAUGCAGAACAGUGGUUGUACCUGCUGCAUCUCGCUCUACCGAGAGUGUAGUUUCACCCAUGCUAAAGCACCGGGUAAAUUUCUGGACACCUUACAUCCAAUCAACGAGAAUACCUAUAUCCCCACCGGCGGCUUAACGGGGAAGAAGGCGCUCAAAUCGCUCUAUGGUGCUACCUUUGUUGAAGAUGUCGAUGGUCGGGGGAGAAAAGGGAGCUCGCGACUGUCGCGCGAGGCAGUCCGCAUCCUCAAAACCUGGUUAAACGAACAUAGCGACCACCCGUAUCCUAAUGAGGAGGAGAAAGAUGAACUGAAGCAGCGUACAGGGUUGAAGCGGACGCAGAUCUGCAAUUGGCUUGCCAAUGCCAGACGGCGUGGUAAAGUUCGUCCCCCGCCACGCAGUAGCUCUCCGGUUCCCGGUGCUAUGGAUAUCCCGAGACAACCACAUGUAGAUAUGACUCUCAUGACUCCGCUUGAGCGUUGGAAGCACUCGCCCCCCGAAAACGAACCUGCUGCCACAUCCGAUAUUCUUCGAGCCUUGGUGAAUACAUCUUUGGAUUCUGUUCGGCAGCGACCGUCUCAAUCGAGUCACGUGCGCUCCCAUUCUCGGAAGACUGGGUCUAGCAAUGACUCAAGCCAUGGCAACUCAAAUAUAUUCCGUGCCCCUUCUCUUAGUAGCUUGGAGACAAGUCGGUCAGCCACUCAAUCGUCUAUCUCUGACCUAUCCUUCGCCUCCGCCUUCUCCCAUAGGUCCUCCUUGGGGUCAUUCGGUUCCAUGGACCGAAAGGAACGUCGUCGUCGUCGUAAAGCCCCAGCACCUUUGAAUACUUUCAACCAGCAAAGGGCUCGUAUCACUCGUGUCUUUCAGUGUACCUUCUGUGCCGACUCCUUCCAGACUAAGUAUGACUGGCAACGCCAUGAAAAAUCGCUGCAUCUAGCUUUGGAGAAGUGGACCUGCUCGCCUCACGGAGGGGUGGCCUUUAUGGACGGCGCAAACCGCUGUGUGUUUUGUAUGGCGCCCAAUCCAGACAAUGAUCAUCUUGAGUCGCACAAUUAUAGUACUUGCCAAGAGAAGUCACCUUCCGAGCGGGCCUUUUAUAGGAAGGAUCACCUCAAUCAACAUCUGAGGUUGGUGCACGACGUGAAGUUCCACUCAUCAAUGGAUCAAUGGCGAAGUAAUACGUGCGAGAUAAGAUCUCGGUGCGGUUUCUGUGCAACUAUUCUCACAACGUGGAAAGAACGAGUCGACCACCUAGCUUCCCAUUUCAAGAGUGGUGCCGACAUGACUCAAUGGCAGGGAGAUUGGGGUUUUGACCCCGAUGUCGAGAGAUUGGUUGAAAAUGCAAUGCCUCCAUAUCUCAUUGGCCAGGAGAAGCUCACAUUGGACCCUUAUAAACCUUCGCGCGCCGCGGGCCAGUCACCAAGCUUAGCUGUACCAGGAGAUGUCAAUUGCUACGAACGUCUUCAGCGCGAACUUAUGGUUUAUAUCCAUAACCGUAUGGCCGCUGGCAUCACUCCAACGGAUCAAAUGUUGCAAGACGAAGCCCGGCGCAUCAUUUACGACAAUGAUGAUCCUUGGAACCAAACUUGCGCAGAUAAUCCGGUCUGGCUCGGCGUUCUCAAACGUGUUGCUGGGCUUGAAAACGUCCCAGGCUCAGAGGAUGUCCAAUUCGCAAACUUAGGCAUGCAGCCGCCUUAUGCUGCCCAAGGCGGCUUACGGCGCCCGCCUGUUGAGACCAAUCCGGUAGCUCGGAGCGUAUUUCAUCGACCGCCCUUCAGCCCAAGCCGCCCCAGCUCUGGCUUCCAGAGUCCCGCAUUUCCAAGCACCGGCCGGUCCUCAGCGGUAGCAAGCAUUCCGGGAAGCUCGAAUGGCAGCUACGCUGGUAGCCUUGGAAUGGUCCCUGCUGUGACGCACUCUGGUCUAUCCACUGAUUGGGGAAGCAGUAUCUCAGCUGGGGUUUCAUCGUUUUCGACGCCAAUGAGCGGCUCAGUGGACCCAUUCGUGCAGAUGGGAUUCGAUCCCGAAUUCCUGCAGCAGUUGAAUGAUCGUUAUGGAGACUUGGAUUUGGAUGACCUGCAAGGAUCGGACCUGGAGGGAGGUAGCCGGGCUGAGGGUGACCUACUCCCUGGAGGGAAUGAAACUAAAGUGUUGGGAUUGCCGAUGGAAGCUUUGCCUAGUUCUAAUGUCGGGACUGCACCUAUUCCCAUUCCCAGCCCAAAACAGACGGAUGUUUUGAUGGCCGAUGCAGUGCCUUAUCAAGAUCUUCCGACCACCCAAGGGCCAUAGUAACUAGAUCAGGGCAAUCCCUUGAAGAUGACCAAAUGAAAGAUGGUCGGAUAAGUUGGAUUGUAUCGUGGAUGAAAUUGUUUAAAAGUUUCCGGAUGUUAAUUUUUCACUGGGGG